AUGUUUUAUGUUAAUCCAUUUCUGAUAAGCUAUUUAUGGAAUCUUUUUAUGAUAAUGACUCCCCUUUUAAAUUGAAACAAUGCUUCUACUAUUUGGUAAAUAAACACAUUUUAAAUUCAAAACCAAAUGGAUUUUUAUAAGUAAAAAUAAUAAUGUCUAUGUAAAGAGCUUGAUACCCAUUUUAAGGUCACCAACACCAACCCUAUUGUUAAUGAAGGAAUUCAAACAGAAUGCAAUUUAACAAAGUUAGCACUUUAAAUUUGAUUUUAUAUUUUUUAAAUCUAAAAUUUCAUAACAAGAAUUAACCCCUCAAAUUGGAACAGGUUUUUUGCUCUAAUGUGAGAGGAAGGAGUAUACAAAUACAGCGGUAUUUGAAGUACAGGUUUCCCUAAAAAUGCAAUCGAAGAAAUUUUUGAUCUCUAUGAAGUAGCAGCUGAAAUUACAGGGAAAAUGUAUUCUAGCUUGCUUAUUCUUCCCUCUGUGAGCGAACAAAAACUUUAUUCGCCCACGAGAGCUUAAUUUAUUUUUAUAAAAUUUAUUUAUCAUUUUUUUUCAAAAUCCAAUUACCAACUAAAAGCAAAAUUUAGUUUAAUUUAUAAAUUUUCAAGCUGAUUCAAAUUCAACAGAAUUAGCUAGAGAAUUCAUUAUAAUAAUUAUCACUUAUAUAUUAAAUAUUUUUUUCAUAAAAAAUUUUUAUAUUAAAAAAAUCUUUUGCUUGCUCACGAAGGAUGAUUUUUAUCGCUCACGGAGGAGUUAGCUUAAUCUGAGAUGCAGGAGAGAUUAUAGUCUUCAGAAAAAAACUAGAAAAGGCUAAAACAUGAAAGGAAUGGAGAAAUAUUGCUGAAAAAAUUGAUUAUAUCGAAGGUAAAGAAGCUUGAAAAAAGAGGGAACAAAGCCCGCUUUAUGACUACAGACUCUUAAGAAGACGUCUAAUGCUAAUCCGAAGCUUGCGUGAGAAAAAUGACAUCCAAGCUUUAGUCCAUCAUUUACGAUCAGGACUAUAUCGAGGCUUAGGUGGAAGCUUAAACCCCCAACUUUAUCAAAAAUGCCUUGUAGAUACCAAAUAUUUAGUUAUGGAGUACCAAGCUGAAGUGUGUAAUUCCCUCAAAUUCAUUUUGAACUCUCCACAAUUUCCAUUGAAAUCUAAAUUAACUUUUUUUUCUGACUCAAGAUAUGCCUUUGGAAAAACGGCUUUACUUAUGAGCGGCGGCGGAGGCCUUGGAAUGUAUCAUUUAGGUGUUGUAAAAACACUUUAUGAACAAGAUUUGUUGCCAAAAGUCAUUGCUGGAACCUCAGCUGGAUCAUUGGUGGCUGCAUUUAUAGGGACAACUAAAUGGGAACAGAUCCCUGAAUGGUUUAAAAGGGACAAAAUAAAAUAUGGACCAUUUUCAGGACUCUUAAAAGGCUCAUGGAAACGAAAAAUCGCCAGGCUUUGGAAAGAUAAACAUAUGAUGGAUAUAAAAACAUUAGAAGUCUUUUUAAGAGGAAAUAUAGGAGACUUGACCUUUGAAGAAGCUUACGAAAUGACAGGAAUUGUUCUGAAUAUCACUGUUUGCGAGUGAAAUAAUCAUAGUGACUAUAGACUUUUAAACUAUCUGACAGCGCCACAUGUAUUAGUAUGAAGCGCAGCUUUAGCUUCUUGCGCGAUUCCUUAUAUUUUUGAAGCAGUCGAGCUUAAAUGCAAAGACCAUAAAGGAAACAUCGUCCCAUUCCGCUCAUCUGGGAUGAAAUUUAUUGAUGGCUCAAUUAAGGCUGAUUUACCAAUGCUGAGACUUGCAGAAUUGUUUAACGUAAAUGCAUUUAUUGUUUCGCAAACUAAUCCUUGGAUUAUUCCGCUAUUGACUGCUGAUGAUGGGGGAGGGAGCUGGGGAGAUUCUUUUAAUUUUAAGGUUUAUAGGCUCUUGAAGAAACUGAUAGUUAUGGAAUUUCGACACAGAGUUAAGCAGAUAAGCUUAGUAGGUUUACUUGAUUUUUUGACUUCAUUUUUAGGGAUUUUUACACAGGAGUAUAGAGGGCAUGUAACAAUUUGGCCUGUGCCAUCAAUAAAAGACUAUUUAAAUAUAUUAUCAAAUCCCACUGAUGAUGAUAUACAGAGAAGCAUAAGAAAAAGUGAAAUCAGAACAUUCCCAAAAAUAAACAUGCUACAAUCAAUCAUGGCGAUUGAAAAAACGUUUGAUAGCUGCUAUCAGCAAAUAAGAGCUAAAUUAAGAUUCAAAGAUUUAAGAUUCACUGUUGCGCUUCAUGGACAAGCUGAAGAUUUCACGAUCAGGGAAUCUCCUUUAAUUCCAGGAACGUCAUUGAUGCCGGACUCUCGAUAUUAUUUUGAGCAUCAUCUAAAUUUAUAUGAAGAUAUUAAUUAA
Messenger RNA from Blepharisma stoltei, 2360 nucleotides. Lineage: Eukaryota; Ciliophora; Heterotrichea; Heterotrichida; Blepharismidae. The record is from the annotation of a GenBank genome assembly.